AUGGCUGCAUUAUUGAAUGGUCUCUUCGGAGGCUCCCAGCCAUCUGCAGCUCCUGUUCAAGCUGGAGAUUCUGGUAAGCAUGCACAUCAAUUAGGUUUUGAAGAUGUACUAACUAUAUUUACCAACAGACUUCGCGGAUUUUGCUGGGGCUCCGGAUCCAACUCCAGCUUUCUCCGCAGUCCCCUCCGCUGCUGAGUAUACAGGACCAGCUGCAACUCCUACCGGAGCUGCAAUUCCUUAUACGAAAUGGUACAAUGUUCAUGAGCGACAUUCUCUGAGCGAGUUCAAGCAAGAAGGUAUUAUUUUUGGAGUGUUAAUGAUUAUCAUUUCCAUUCACUUCUUCGGUACAGGCGCGAAUCGCAAGAAGGCGAAGAAAUGGAUGAACGCACAUGCACCAGUCUUACGCACAGAAUUUGCAUUGGUCGGAUUCGGAGGUCGCGCCCCAACAACUGAGGAAAUCGAGAACGAAGAAAGUGCCAGGUCAAUGGUUAAGCAACUCGAAUUGCCUGAAGAUAUGUUGAAGGAAAAGUCCCCACAAGAGUACGCAACUUAUGCCACUGGACGUCAGAAUGUCGCAUUUCUUGAUGUUAACAUCAAGCUUUUGAAGCGUUUUAAUCCUAUCUUACUUGCCAUGGAGUACUGCUUCAGUCUCUUCUUCGACAGUAUGAUCACCCCCGUUGACCGCAUGGAAGCCGUGCUUUAUCCUUUUGAUGGAAGAGAGAAUCUUACUGUUCCUGGUCAAGCUCCUGGCGCGCAUGAAUUGCGCAAAGAUACCAAGAGCAACUAUGAUAACUUUGUUUGGGCUAUUGUAAACAAGGAGACAAUGAAAUCACUUCGUGAUGACAGAUAUGAUGUCUCGAUCACUAGUACUAAGGAUAGUGCUAAACUCCCAAACUGGGCUACUGUUAUGAGUGAGAGUGCUGAGGUUACCGACUUUUUGCUCACCCCUGAGCUUAUCAAGGCCGUUGAAAUGGCUGGAGACUUACUUGAGCAUCUUAUCAUCACGGAUCAGCCAAAUGAUCAACCUAUGAAGUAAGUGCCUCCAAUUUUAAUCUAGAAGCGUCAAAUUACUUACCUUAGUUAUAGACUUGAGGAUACUGUGCCUAAGAAACGCAUCUACCUAUCCAUGAAGCUCCCUUCCAAUGACGAUUACUCUAAAGUCCUUCCUAUCUUUGAACACUUCCUCAGAAUCACGGAUCAACUUGCAUCUAGUGCACACUUCCGUCCGGAAGUCAUGCGUAAAGUACGUCAGACUCGUGAAGAUACAAUCAAGAAACUCCAGAAAGCGGAUGAAGAGGAGAAAGCCGAGGAACGAGCUUUAGAACGUGAGAAGGCCAAGAAAUUGAAGAGGGAUCUUGAACUGAAGGGUCUGGAUGCUAAGGCACAGAAAAAGUACCUCGAAAAGGAAAAGGAAAAGGAGAUGAGAAAGGCUCAAAAGAAACAAACUCAAAGAGGAUAAUUUGUCUAUAUUAUGAUUUAUAUGUUACAUUAAUGUAUACAGGUAUGGCAAAAUGGUGGGUUUGGGCUCGGGGACCGG
Sclerotinia trifoliorum is the source of this 1537-nucleotide messenger RNA. The record is from the annotation of a GenBank genome assembly. Lineage: Eukaryota; Fungi; Ascomycota; Leotiomycetes; Helotiales; Sclerotiniaceae.